AUGGGAAAAUUAGCUGAUAUUCUUAGUAUUGCUGGAUAUAAUGUAACUUCUGUAUACCUUCCAGUAGAUCAUGAUAUUAAAGAUAUUGUUGUAACUAAAUUUGGAAAAAAUAUUAGAAGUAGUUUUAAAAAUAAUAUAACUAAAAAUGAUAAAAAAGAUAAAAAUUAUGUUAAAUUUAAAAAAGAUAUUUGGACACAAUCACAAACAAAUUUUUUUCAAAUUAGAAGAAUGACUGAAACUAUUGGUCAAAUGCUUAAAAAAUCAUGUAAAAAAUUUAUUGAUGAUGAUGUAUUGACAAAUCAAAUAAAAAAUGAAAAAUUUGAUUUAGCUAUAAGUGAAGCUUUUGAUAUUUGUGCAAUUGGUCUUUAUCAUCAAUGGGGUAUUGAAAAUCAUUUGACUGUUAGUUCUGGAUUAUUUUGGUCAACAUAUUAUCCUUUAUUUGGUUUACAUUUUCCUGUAACACAGGUACCAGAAUUAUAUGCUGACUAUGGACAUAAAGGAAUGGGCUUAAAAGAAAGAAUUUUAAAUAUUUAUUUUCAUUAUUUUGGAGAUCCUUUUCUUAAAGCUCCAUUUAUUUUUGAACAAGAAUUAUUUGAUCAAAAAUUUGGUAAAGGUGUUGUAAAUUUAAAAAAAAAAAUUUCUGAUGCUGUAUUUCAUAUAACAAAUACUGAACCAUUAUUAGAUUUUGCACAUCCAACAUUAGCAAAAAUUGUUGAAAUUGGUGGAUUUUCUAUUCCAAAAAUAAAUCCAUUAACAGAUGAAUGGAAUGAAAUAUUAAAUGUACGCCCUCAUAAUAUUAUCGUUUCUUUUGGUACUGUAGCUGAAAGUUAUUUAAUGCCAGAUGAGUAUAAAAAAAGUUUAUUAACAGUAUUCAAGAAAAUGUCAAAUAUAACUUUUAUAUGGAAAUAUGAGAUUGAUGAUAAAGUAGGUGAUGGAAUAAAAAAUUUAAUUAAAAAAAAAUGGUUUCCACAAACAGAUCUUCUUGGAGAUAAAAGAAUUUCAGGUUUUAUUUCACAUGGUGGUAUGAAUAGUUUUUCAGAGGCAGCUUAUCGUGGUGUUCCUGUAAUAGCUGUACCAUUAUUUGCUGAUCAAUCAAGAAAUUCAAGAGUUAUUGAAAUGUUAGGUAUAGGAAAACAAUUAAGUAAAUUUGAUGUUAAAAAUUCUGAUAUUGUUGAAGAUACCAUAAAUGAAGUUUUUCUAAAAAAUACUGAAUAUUAUAAAAAUGUUCAAAAGAUAAAGAAGAUUCUUGAAAACAAACCAUAUAAUUCAACAGAAAUAUUUAUAAAAUACGUUGAUUUUGCAAGUAAAUUUGGUGUACAACCACAAAUGAGAAUGCUUAGUGAAGAUCAUACAUUCAUUGAAAAUUACAACUUAGAUAUCAUAGCUUUACUAACUUUUCCAAUGAUCUUUAUAAUAUAUAGUGCAAAAAUAUUUAUCAAUUGGUUAAUAAAGAAAAGUAAUAAAAAAUCUAAAAAAAAAACUAAUUAG
Molecule: messenger RNA, 1488 nt
Organism: Strongyloides ratti
Lineage: Eukaryota; Metazoa; Nematoda; Chromadorea; Rhabditida; Strongyloididae
Product: UDP-glucuronosyl/UDP-glucosyltransferase family-containing protein
Exons: 2
Coding region: 1-1488 (495 amino acids)
Molecular function (GO): UDP-glycosyltransferase activity
Source: RefSeq, a predicted model, not a curated record